AUGAAACGCUGCGGCCAGGGUCAUCAUCCUGGAGGCAUUGAAGAAACAGAGGCAGGCGCUUGCGCCGUCUUAUGCCCUGCCUGUCCCCAUCCGAGCAAAAACUUACCUGUUGGGUGGGAAAAUACACCACCGGAAUUCCACUACAGAUUUUUGGUAGCCAAUGCGCAGGAGGUAAUGAACCUGGCAGAUACGAGGGCUUCUCAUGGACUUGCAGCGACAGGUGCAGGGACUAUUGACUGUGCGCGGCACAAUUUCAAAUGCCCUUGUUCAGUUGGCGACUUGCAAAAGGGGGAGAGGUACAUUAACAUGGAUUAUCUAUUUUUUUCAAGCAUGCGUUCUUCACGUGAUGUUCAUGUCCUCAACAUAUCUUAUGAUAUCGCCUGUCAGUGGAACAAAAACCUUUGGUCGCGCAUGUCGGCAUUCCCACACAAGUAUCAUAUCAACCACGACGAAAAGGUCAUCACAUUCUUCAUGCCUAAAUUCCACCUGCCAGUGCACAUCACUAGUUGCCAAACAAAGUUUUCAUUCAACUUUAUCAAGGGUGUUGGGUGA
Messenger RNA from Suillus plorans, 552 nucleotides. RefSeq lists its product as uncharacterized. The transcript is spliced from 5 exons. Bases 1 to 552 code for a protein of 183 amino acids. The record is from RefSeq and is a predicted model, not a curated record. Lineage: Eukaryota; Fungi; Basidiomycota; Agaricomycetes; Boletales; Suillaceae.